UCUUUUAGUAGGUCGACAGAAGUUUAAGAGAGAGAGAGAGAAAGAGAGAGUAGAGAAAGCCAGCUCUCUUGGAAAGCUUUGGAUGAUUCAAUCAAUCCCACUCCGAUUCAGAUUAGAAAACUAAAAUAAUCUUCCGACAAAGGCAGAGAAUCGGGAGACGAAGCUUCUCUGGUUUCCGAUCUCUGUAGAGAUCCCCGGCGGCGGGUAUGGCGAUUCUCUACGCGCUCGUGGCGAGGGGAUCGGUGGUCCUAGCGGAGUUCAGCGCGACGGCGACCAACGCCAGCGCCAUAGCCAAACAGAUUCUCGGCAAGAUUCCUGGAAAUGACGACAGCCACGUCUCGUAUUCUCAAGAUCGCUACAUCUUCCACGUCAAGCGCACCGAUGGCCUCACUGUUCUCUGUAUGGCCGAAGAGAACGCCGGAAGGAAGAAUUCCAUUCGCGUUUCUCGAAGACAUUCAUCAGAGAUUUGUGAGAACUUAUGGCCGUAGUGUUCACUCAGCUCAAGCUUAUGGUAUGAAUGACGAAUUCUCCAGGGUUUUGAGCCAGCAAAUGGAGUACUACUCCAGCGAUCCCAAUGCAGAUAGGAUGAACAGACUGAAAGGUGAAAUGAAUCAGGUGCGAAAUGUGAUGAUUGAGAACAUCGAUAAGGUGCUGGAGAGAGGCGAUCGCUUGGAGUUGCUGGUAGACAAAACAUCCAAUAUGCAAGGAAACACCUUCCGUUUCAGAAAGCAAGCUCGCCGGUUCAGAAGCACAACAUGGUGGAGAAAUGUGAAGCUGAUGAUUGCUCUGAUAGUCCUUCUCCUAGCGGUUAUAUACGGUGUACUGGCUUUCGUCUGCCAUGGACUUACAUUACCUACUUGCUUGUAGAGAGGGCAACUGUUGAUUGCGACAUUUCGAUUGGCUUUUUGUGUGCUUAUAGUGAAGUCAUUUUUUCUCAUCUCAGUUGCGUGUUGAAAGUUAUAUUUCAGAACUCUUUGGCAUACUUAAGUUUGUUGUUAGAUUUCGGGUUCGCAGCAAUGUGAAGCACUCGAUUGCUUGCUCGCAUGGUCUCUCUUGCUUGCACUGGUUCUGGUUUUGUAUGCUUCGUUUACCUUGUAAUCAUCAAGGAGUGAACUUAAGUGGUUGUUAGCGAUGUAAAAAUCUGUGCUGCAUUU
Linum tenue is the source of this 1154-nucleotide messenger RNA. The record is from the annotation of a GenBank genome assembly. Lineage: Eukaryota; Viridiplantae; Streptophyta; Magnoliopsida; Malpighiales; Linaceae.